Molecule: messenger RNA, 621 nt
Organism: Caenorhabditis bovis
Lineage: Eukaryota; Metazoa; Nematoda; Chromadorea; Rhabditida; Rhabditidae
Source: the annotation of a GenBank genome assembly
AUGCGGCGAUGGUCGGGCUCGCCGCGUCGGCUCCUCCUAUUUCUCAUCGUAUUACUAUAUCGAUGGUCGAUGAUCGACGCGCUCGUGUGCCCGAUUCCGACGGCGCCAGGCGGUGUGGCGCGCAACAAAACGUGUCCGGAUUUCAAAGCGAGCCCGUUGUUCACGCAUUGCUGUACGUCAAAACUGCCGCCGACGAACUCGCUGCUCAAAGAGAAGCACGGCGUCUAUUGUUGCUCGGCCGACGAUUUCGAGAACGAGCGAUACGAGGCGGCGCGCGCCGAAAUCAAGACAUUCAUCAAGGACUAUUUGGCUCUGAUGAUCUUCGGAUUUGUGCUGAUCGUCUCGCUCGUCUUCAUCAUCACGGCAAUCAUUUGCAAAAAGAUUCCCGGAUGUCCGAUGUAUCGCAAUAUGCAUAUGAUGUCGCAUCGCACCGAUUCGCCGACGACGCUCUACCGACCGGUCGAUCAAAUCCCGCCGAAGAUGUAUGAAGCGCCACCUCCGUAUGAGUGUUUUGUGCCGCCGCCGACGACAACGACGACGACGACAGAUACCAACGAUUGGAAUUGUAUUCUGGAGAAUGAGGUGAAUGGCUCUCGACGAACACCGCCGGUCGUCCGCUAA